AUGGACCGAGUGCAGGCGUUCGGAAAGAACCUCAGUGCGAACUUCUCGCCGUUUGCUGCGCGCACGCAGCAGAUGCUCAAGGAGCAAUUUGGCCAGGUUGAGGACAAGACUCAGCUCCCCGACGAGUACAUCGAGCUCGAGAAGCGUAUUGAUGCUUUGAAGCUGGUUCACCAGAAGCUUUUGCAAGUGACCUCCCAGUACUCCAACGAAGCCUACGACUAUCCUCCCAACAUCCGCGAGUCAUUCAACGACCUUGGCCGUACCAUCCAAGAAAAAGUCCAACUCCUUUCGCAAGCAGCCUCCCCUGCAGAGGCCCAGGCUGCCCUGACUGCCCCGCCAGCCGCAAAGCCCCAGCCUAAGACCUUCAACCACGCCAUCGCCCGUGCCUCCCUGUCCGGAUCGCAGACCCUGGCCCAGAGUGCUACCGGCGAGGACCCCUUGGGAGGCGCGUUGGAGAAGUAUGCCCUCGCUUCUGAGAAGGUGGGCGAGGCCCGUCUGGCGCAGGACGCCCAGAUCCAGUCGCGGUUCCUGGCUGGAUGGAACACGACGCUUAACACCAAUUUGAUGUUUGCUGCUAAGGCACGCAGGAAUGUGGAGAAUGCCCGUCUUAUGUUGGACUCGGUGAAGGCUAGCAAGAAGGCUGCUGCCAGAGGCGACCUUGACAAUUUGAGCGAAGAGGCCCGUGCGGAGAUUGAGCAGGCGGAAGAUGAGUUUGUUGGACAGACUGAGGAGGCUGUGAGCGUCAUGAAGAAUGUCCUCGAUACCCCCGAGCCCUUGAGAAACUUGGCAGACUUGAUUGCCGCACAACUCGAGUUCCACAAGCGGUCGUACGAGAUUCUCAGCGAACUGGCUCCUGUUGUCGACGGUUUGCAGGUUGAGCAAGAGGCUAACUAUCGUAAGAGCCGUGAGGGUGCGUAA
Aspergillus chevalieri is the source of this 918-nucleotide messenger RNA. RefSeq names its product BAR domain-containing protein. The coding region runs from base 1 to 918 and encodes 305 amino acids. Gene Ontology annotation, molecular function: protein binding. The record is from RefSeq and is a predicted model, not a curated record. Gene Ontology annotation, cellular component: cytoplasm. The transcript is spliced from 5 exons. NCBI's taxonomy places the organism in Eukaryota, Fungi, Ascomycota, Eurotiomycetes, Eurotiales, Aspergillaceae.